AUGGCGUGCGCCGGCGGAGGCACCUGCUACGGCGACGUUUACGAAAACUGGAGCGAGGUUCUCUCCGACAUCAACCCGUACGCGUUUGCCUUUGUCGGCACCGGCCUCGCCAUUGGCCUGUCCGUUCUCGGCGCCGCGUGGGGAAUCUUCAUCACGGGCUCGUCGCUGCUCGGCGCCGCCGUACGCGCUCCGCGCAUCACCUCAAAGAACCUGAUCAGGCGCAGCGCAUCGCACGCGCGUACGUCAUCUUCUGCGAGGCGGUGGCCAUCUAUGGCGUCAUCGUCUCCAUCAUCUUGCAGUCAAAGAUCGAGCACAACGAGCCCGCAGGCACCGUCGCAGAAGGGGGGGGGGGCGGGGGUUUGCUGCGGGAUCGGCAACCUCGCUUGCGGCGUGUGCGUUGGAAUCUGCGGCAGCGGAUGCGCGCUCGCCGAUGCCCAAAACGGCGCGCUGUUCGUCAAGAUCCUCGUCAUCGAGAUCUUCGCCUCGGCGCUGGGCAUCUUCGCCAUCAUCGUGGCAAUCAUCAUGUCCACCACAGCCAGCUUCAAGGUCGAGUAG
This is a messenger RNA of Emiliania huxleyi CCMP1516, 555 nucleotides long. RefSeq names its product vacuolar H+-ATPase V0 sector, subunits c (gene ATPVc). The record is from RefSeq and is a predicted model, not a curated record. Gene Ontology annotation, molecular function: proton-transporting ATPase activity, rotational mechanism. Bases 1 to 555 code for a protein of 184 amino acids. Gene Ontology annotation, biological process: proton transmembrane transport. Gene Ontology annotation, cellular component: proton-transporting V-type ATPase, V0 domain. NCBI's taxonomy places the organism in Eukaryota, Haptophyta, Isochrysidales, Noelaerhabdaceae. The transcript is spliced from 3 exons.